This is a messenger RNA of Drosophila rhopaloa, 5789 nucleotides long. It is a transcript of the gene VGlut, whose product is annotated as vesicular glutamate transporter 1. Lineage: Eukaryota; Metazoa; Arthropoda; Insecta; Diptera; Drosophilidae. The record is from RefSeq and is a predicted model, not a curated record. Gene Ontology annotation, cellular component: excitatory synapse; synaptic vesicle membrane. Gene Ontology annotation, biological process: transmembrane transport; regulation of synapse structure or activity; synaptic transmission, glutamatergic. Gene Ontology annotation, molecular function: L-glutamate transmembrane transporter activity; neurotransmitter transmembrane transporter activity.
GUGGGAUUCGGAUCGGUCCUCGUCCUAGUCGUCGUCGGUUCCAUACAAAACUGCCGCCGGUUUCGUGGUCAAACUCUGUCUGGAUGUUGUCGUCCCACACUCUAAGUUUUUAAUUCGUUUAUCCAAAGUUUUCAGUUUAUUUUGUUUUUUUAAUAUUUAUUUUUGCGGGGCGUGUGUUGGUCAGAAAAUCGUAUCGCGUAGUGUAUAAUCAAGCUAUAUAAUCUGUUAUCUGUGUACCUUAUUUGUGAUAUCCUAACCAACAACAACAAAUUAGUUAAAAUACUUAACAAAUUUUGUUGACUACUGCAAAAUAACUUAAGCCAAAAUAAACUACCGAAAAAACGGUUCUUAAGUUUCAACUAAAGGACUAUUACAUAAUUGGGCACAACUGCGAAAUGGAUUACGUAACUCUGAUGUGGGAUGCACUGUAAAUGAAUGUGCACAAGCUUUCCGAAAAUCGAAAUUAUAUGGCGACCAAGUGAAAAUCCCCUGCUGAGUGAACGAACCAACCCGAAAAUAGAGUCAUCAAAUUUGUGCUGGCUUCACGGAAAUUAACCGCCGCCGAUUCGCCACGCUUAUAUACACGGCAAUCCGCCGUGAAGUAGGCAACAAAAUAUAUUUAUGCGCCCAAGUGAUAACAGCGGAAAAGGCAGCGAAGCACAACAGGCGCUUACUUUUACGAAGGAGGAUUCGGCGAUCCGGAGACAGGGGCGGAGUCAGAGGAAGAAGGAGUCUGGGAAAAUCAGGGAUACGACCACAGCAUCACCAUGAAGGGUCUGACGGCGUUUAAGGAGAAGGCGACGGGCGUGUUCGGCGGCAUGAAGCCAAACAUGGAGAAGUUCGAGAUAUCGCAGAGUUACCAUGGCGGACACGGUGGCUACGAGGAGAGAGGGGGCGACCGGGAGGGUCGUGGACCGGGCGGUGGCCACGCCUACGACGACGACGACGACCGGCCCGAUUCGCCCGCCUCCUUCGAGGAGAUCGAGCGGCCACCGUUGCGGAAGAUCGACAAGUACUGCAAGGCGGAGUGUCCUUGCAUGCCGGCCCGCUACACCAUCGCCACCAUGGCCUGCGUGGGAUUCAUGAUCGCCUUCGGAAUGCGGUGCAACAUGUCGGCGGCCAAGCUCAAAGGAGAGCACAACGGGACUGUUUUUAUGAACUGGACGGUCGCCGUGGAGAGCCAUGUGGACUCGUCCUUUUUCUGGGGCUAUCUGGUGACGCAGAUUCCCGGCGGCUUCAUCGCCUCCAAGUUCCCGGCCAACAAGAUAUUCGGCCUGUCCAUCGUGAGCUCCGCCACACUGCAUCUCUUCGUGCCAUUCGCGAUGACCCUGAUGCACGGUCAUGUGGUGAUUUGUGUGCGCGUCCUGCAAGGACUCUUCGAGGGCGUUACGUAUCCAGCUUGUCAUGGCAUCUGGCGCUUCUGGGCUCCGCCCAUGGAACGAUCCCGACUGGCCACGUUGGCCUUUUCCGGUUCCUAUGCCGGCGUGGUGGUGGGACUGCCGCUUUCCGGACUUCUGGCCGAUACCGUGGGCUAUCAGGCGCCGUUCUACGCGUACGGGGUGUUCGGCAUAAUCUGGUACAUGUUCUGGAUAUGGUUGUGCUUCGAGAAUCCACGCAAACAUCCGGCCAUCAGCAUACCCGAGCUGAAGUACAUCGAGAAAUCGCUGGGGGAGUCGGCUCAUCCGACGAUGCCAUCCCUGAAGACGACUCCUUGGCGGCAGAUGAUGCGAUCGAUGCCGGUGUACGCCAUCAUUGUGGCCAACUUCUGCCGCUCCUGGAACUUCUACCUCCUGGUGCUGUUCCAGUCCUCGUUCCUCAAGCACAAGUUCGGAUUCAAAGUGGAGGAGGCGGGCUUUGUCGGAUCCCUGCCCCACUUGAUCAUGACCACGAUUGUUCCAUUUGGCGGCAUGUUGGCGGAUCACCUGCGAAAGAAUGGCAUCCUGUCCACCACGAAUGUAAGAAAGCUGUUCAACUGCGGCGGAUUCGGGAUGGAGGGCCUGUUCUUCCUAUUCGUGGCUCAUUCCUCAACGGCGACGGGAGCCAUGUUUGCCUUGACCUGCGGCGUGGCCUUCAGUGGCUUUGCCAUAUCCGGCUAUAAUGUCAAUCACCUGGAUAUUGCUCCUCGAUAUGCCAGUAUCCUGAUGGGUCUCUCGAAUGGAAUUGGCACACUGGCUGGCAUCAUUGUACCCUACGCCCUGGAUGGUCUAAUCCAGUCUAAUCCCACUGGCUGCUGGACUACAGUAUUCACCCUGGCCGCCUGUGUUCAUCUGGUUGGCUGCAGUUUCUACGGGAUCUUCGCCUCUGGAGAACUACAGCCAUGGGCGGAGCCUCCGGCAGAGGAGCAGAAGGUGUGGGCCCCACCACCAGGUGCCAUCACCAAUACGGAUCCCAGCCAGGCGGGCAUGUUGGGCGACUACAUGAAGGAAACCUCAUUUGGUGCUCCUGAGUACAAUGAGCAGAGUCAAAUGCAGCAGUCGAAUGCCAUUAGCUAUGGCGCCACUGGUCACGUGGCCAACAAUCCUUUUGCCAUGGCCAGUGGUGCACCACCAAUCGCGGAGGAGGAUGCACCACCGAGCUACGGGGAUGUGUCGAACCCAGGACAAUAUGGAUACACGCAAGGACAAAUGCCGUCCUACGAUCCACAGGGAUACCAACAGCAGCAGUAAUGGAUUCACUGAUAUAUAUCAUAGCUUUUAGUUGUAGUCGGAAAUCGUUUGACGUUUAUUGUUUGUUCUUGGUGUGCCGUUAAAGUUCUUCCCCAUACUCUCUAACUUUCUAUUUGUUGAGUUCCAUCGGUGAAGGGAUCCAAAAGCCUUUCGGACGAUAUAUAUAUAUAUAACUAAAAAGAGAAACGAAUUUGUCAGCGAAUUAGGGGAUUCCAUAUGCCACACUAACACAAUGAAACUAUGUACCUAACAGAGAAACUACAUAUGCAUACACAGCAAUACCGAUAGCCAUUACCAUUACAGUUAUCCCACAUAGACACACAACAGGCCUAAUCGAUCUAUAUAGCAUAUAGUAUUAAGACGUCGCUUCCGCGAAUUUCUAUUUACAAGCUCAGAAACCGAAACAGCAACACAAGAUAGGGAAAAACUGGAAAUAUAUAGUCAGCACUUGUGUAUAUCAUAAACCACAUAAUCCAGACAAAGCCUAUAAUAAUUAUAUUUAAAUCGGUAUAAUCGUAUAUAUAUAUAUAGCCAAAGAUUGUUGUUGAACUGCAAACUGCACGUUUUAUUACCGUUGAUGAUAUUAUCUUCUGUGUAAAGAGAACAUUUUAAUCAAACCCAAGCAAUUGUUGAUGUUCGGCACGAAUGAUAACCAUAAAAAUUACUAGCUAAUCAAAAAAAACAAAACAUAUAUUAUUCUGUUAACUAAUUCUCGUUUAUGUUUGAUUUGUUUUAUUCUUGAUGCACCGUAUGCUUUUGUGUUUUAAGAACAUGAGCAAGGCAUGAUGUAGGUACUAAAAACAUAACACUUAAGUAGAUAGCCGUAGGCGCAUAUAACCUCAGACUUGGUCUUCAUAUGCUCACUACAUUAAAAUAAUAAUAAGCAAAAGGAACACUUUAUCUAAAAAUGGAAAAGGGUGUUAAUAAGUUUGGGUUUCUAUGCCAAAAAAUGGUCUAGCGUUUAAAUUUAUAAAUUCUAAUUUUCAAAUAAAUUUUACUCUAUGUUGAACUUCUUCAAGUUUUGUUAAAUAUCAGCUAAAAUAUUUUCCAUGGCUGGCAAAAACAAAUUUUCCAAUUUUUAUUAUUAACUUAUUCAGUUAAAAGUCAACUCCUAGUUUUAAACCCAAGUACAUUACGUUUUUAAAUUGUGUUCCUUUUGUAAAACUUAAAUAAAAGCUAAAUUAUUUAUUAUACAAUAUUAGCACUGUUAAAUCUCUCUAAACCAAUAAAUUUAAACAAUUUCGAAAUACCUAGUAGAUUGUACAUAAAUUCAGCAUUAAGUACUUACACUUAAACUUAUUUAUGCACCAAAUUUUAUUUAAGAGCACAAAUUUUACUUACUUAAUGCACUGUUACUAUUUGUUUGUUUUAGUUUCAUGCACCUAUUAUAAUUUUAAUAUAUAAUAAUAAAUUAAUUAAAAACUUCAAUUACUGCCACACAAAACAUAUUUAGACGCACUUACUUUCGCACUGUUCAAUUGAAAAUACAAAUUUACAAAAAAUGAUUUCUAAUCGUCUGUAUAUUAUCCAAACAUAUUAAAUUAGCCACAAAUAUUAUAAAUAACUAUAUAAAGGUAAUUUAAAUUAUUCACAUUUAAAUCACUAUGUAUUAAAAACGUGAAAAUUUUCUAACUAAAAGAGUCAAUUCUAAUACCGUAAUUUGUACAGCGCAGCGAAUAAAUACUUACGCAAAUACUCGUAUAGCAACUUUAACAUAGCUAAUAUAUAUUACAAUUUUAAAUGGUUUGGGAUACAAGUUCCAAUUGAAGAAAACAAUACUGCUUGUGUGAGCGACAAUACUUAGUGAAGUAAGACUAGUUAAUAGUAACCAAAUUUAUAUUCUCGAAUUAUUUUUAUUUAUUUAGUAUCAUCAUUUGAUUUUAGGCACAAAUUUUUAACGAAUGCAUCGCGCAGGCAAUUAAAAAUGUUGGCCACUGGGGCGUAUGUGUAAUAUUAGUAUAGUUAAAACUUCAUUCUGUAUAUAAAACCAUAUUUAAGAAUAAUUUGUUUAUAAUCGGAAGAUUAUAAUAUUAGAGACAUGUUCUUACCCUAUGGAUUUUAUUUCCUUUUUUCGUUUGAGAGAUACUCAAGCUCUCGGGGCUGUGUGGACAAUAAUAACAUAGAUAUGUUAACCAGAAAGCCACGGUGAAAACUUUUGCUUGCUAAGAUAUGCAAAUAAUGAAGAUCACUUGACAUAACGGAUUGUAAAUACAAUUAUAUCUCGUAGUUGAAUGCCAUCAUUAAAUGCUUUUGUGAGUAAUUUAAGUGUAUAUAAAGCCAAAUUAAACCAAAGCAUAACUAAAAACUAAACGGGCUCAACUUCAAUAGUGUUAAACCAUCACUUUUCGCUAUAGCCAGAGUCACACAAGAACAGGUUACAUCUAGGGUAUUUUAACUACUAGCCAAACAUUAAUGUUGUACGUGGAAGUAAACUUAAAAACGCUGGAAAUGCAUACACAUUCAUACAGAAAUAUAGGCGCACAAAUACAAAUCAGAUAUAUGCUAUUAAUAUAAAACAUAUAUUUACUAAAAACAUAAAAAAAUUGGCUACAGAACUCCUUGGAAUCUGAAUCCAAUAAAACUUCUUAUUAUUAAAAAAGAUGUAGUAACAAUAUUACCGCUAACUUCGGCUGGGAUAUCCAACCGAUACUUCAACUGUGUAUAUAAUUAGAAACAAAAUAUUCUUUGUGUUUACUGAGAGUUCUGUAUACAAAAUAUAUAAUAUUAAAUCAAAAUUAAAUAUAUUAAACACAAUCGGAGAUCCCUUUUCUGGCAACACCCGCCCAUGUUGUAUAAUUUAUAUGGUAGUUAAUCCAAAUUAAAAUAAAUACUUAUAUAUUUCAUUGUAUGCUCAAAAACAAAAAAAAAACAACAAAUAAUUAUUCCUAAAGAUAAACGAAUAAAAGAGACUCAGAACACAAGAAAACCUAUGUUCAGUUGAAAUUCUGCUUAGUUCUAACAAUCGUCUCCUAUGUAACUUAAAUUUGGUUAAAAGAAAUAAAGAUGUAUGAGAUCCGGCUAUACGAAUUACCAUAUUUGAAGGUCAUGAAAAACAGAACGAAAUUAUACCUAAUGAAUUGUAUUUGGAAUUCAAUAAAACGAACAUGUUAAAAAUUAUGCCAA